CCUGCUACUUGGCUUCCCUGCUGCGUUGAGCAGACAUUUAUCUUGCUCCCACACCGUUCUUGCGUUUUGCAUCAUCCCUCCGCUGCUUCUUGUAGGUUUGUGAGUGCAAUCCAGAGUCGCAGUUAGUCACCAAGAUGGAGAAAAUGUUUGGGCCUGCGUACACCGGCGAUCCUGGAGUGCCCCACUCGGACAAGGAGGCUUUUGGUUCCAUUUUCUGGGGCUCCGUGGCUUUCUCCGCGUACUCAAUCGCCUGCCCUUACUACUGGGAGCAGUGCAACAAUAUGUUCAACUGGCACGACCUCGCUAUGGUGCAUGAGCAGCAUCACUGGAAGCGCGCGCAGAAAAAGGGGAAGGACUAUGAAUUCAAGUGGAAUAAGAUAUUGAACAAGACGCAGCGCGAAUCGUACUACCACAACUGGGCAGAUUACUUCCCUUAAACAUGGAUUAGUGUUAAAUGUUAGGAUAGUGGCUGAUGAUCUGCCAAAGUGCUGAAAUGGAAUACCUGUAUGUAGGGCUUUACCCUGAUUAUGCACAAGAAGCUCAUUCAAUUGGUUCGUAUUCACCCGUAUCUAUUAAUGAAUGGGCUCUUUCUGUAGGUUUUAUUUUUCUUUUGAA
Messenger RNA from Physcomitrium patens, 615 nucleotides. RefSeq lists its product as uncharacterized. Lineage: Eukaryota; Viridiplantae; Streptophyta; Bryopsida; Funariales; Funariaceae. The record is from RefSeq and is a predicted model, not a curated record.